Messenger RNA from Diversispora eburnea, 1458 nucleotides. Lineage: Eukaryota; Fungi; Glomeromycota; Glomeromycetes; Diversisporales; Diversisporaceae. The record is from the annotation of a GenBank genome assembly.
AUGAUUUUCGGUUUUAAUAAAGUUAAAGAAAAAUAUGGUAAAGAUAUCGAUUUACGUUCUAACGAAGAAACAGAUGAAUCGACCUCAGAAGAGGAAGAUGAAUAUGGAGAUUUGAUAACUCCCGAGGUGGAUGUACAAAUCAUGAAAACGAUAUCAGCCAUAAAAUCCAAAGAUCCCAAAGAAGAAAUGAAAAGUUCAUGGAAAAAUUGGUUAAAUAGGAAUCAACGGAAGGAUGAAAAAAAACCCAUUUAUUUAAAAGACUAUCAACGUCAAAUAUUAUUGGAAGAUGGUGGUGACAUAAGUAAUGAAGAUGAUGAUAUGACCAAAUUGACCAAAUCUAAAUUGGAAAUCCCAUCAUCAAAAAUUGGGUUAACUCCUGUUGAAGAAGAACGAAAGUUAAAGGAUGAAUUCAAAGCAGCAGAGGAAGAAUAUCAAAAUUUCUUAUUAGAGUGUAUGGCGAAAGGUAAUGGAGAAUCUGUCAAAAUGUGGCAGAAUUAUAAAAAGAAUCCCACUGUUAAAGAGGAUGAUGCCUUUCUGAUGGAUUACAUACUUAAUCGUGGUUGGAUUGACAAAGAUUCAACCCGAAUUCCAACAUAUGAAGAACUAAUAACUGAACAUCAUGAUGAGGAAGAAGAACAAUUUGAUGAAGCCGUAGAUAAUUUUGAAAGAAGUUCGAAAAUAACUACUUAUUCUCGAAAUACGGGAGAUUCGGUUCGAAGAACUGAUAACAAACGCGUUGGUUUUAAUGAGAUAGAUUUAGAAGAAGAUUUUGAUCCUGAAAAAUAUGACCAAAAAAUGAGUGAAGUUUUUAAUGAGGAAUAUUAUACUCAAGAGGUAGAUAAUGAAAAACCGGAAUGGAAUGAUGAUAUCGAUAUUGAUUAUGUAGGAAAUGAUGAUGUUUAUGAUGAUAUAGGAAAUGAUGGUUAUGGUGAUGACGGAAACUUUAUAAUGGAUGCUGAUUAUUUGCCAGGGGAACGAAAACAUCACCAAAGUGAGAUAAAAGAAGAAGUCAAACAGAAAUUUGAUGAAUACUUGGAUGAAUAUUAUCAAUUAGAUUAUGAAGAUAUAAUUGAUGGUACUCCCGUACGAUUUAAAUAUCGCCAAACCAAACCUGUUUCAUUUGGGUUGACACCCGCUGAAAUUUUGGUGGCUGACGAAAAUGAUUUAAAUGAAUUUAUAUCUUUAAAGAAAUUGGCACCAUUUCGUCCUGAUAAUGUUGUGAAUAAGGAUAUAAAGAAAUAUUCCAAAAAGAAACGAAUUCGAGAAUUUCGCAAAAAACUUGAACGCGCGGAAAUUGAUAAUCCCCCGGAAAAUAAAUCGUGGAGUAUCAAAUCAAUUAAACGCAAAAAGCAUGAGGCUCAAAAGGAAAUACAAGAAAAACAAAAAUCCGUUAAAAGUAAUAAAAAGAAGAAAAAUCCUGCACAAAAUUUGGGUAAUAAUGCUAUUACUGUUAUAUAG